AUGGCCGCCGCCGCCAAUCGGGCCCGCGCGGCCGGCGGCUCGAUCCACGACCGCCUGAGCGCCCUGCCGAACGACCUCCUCCGCUGCGUCCUCUCCCUCCUCCCGGCGCAGCAGGCCGUGCAGACCACCGCGCUGUCCAGGAGGUGGACGGAUCUGUGGCGCUCGGCGCCCGGCAUCAACCUCGACAUGCGGGAUUUCCGGAGGACGAGGGUUCUGUAUGACGUUGAGGAUCCUGAUCCAUCUCGGUAUCAGUUACCCCAUCUGAGCUUCCCUGCUGGUUGUGGCCUUAAAAGGUUGGAGCUUACCAGUGUCUCUUUGGAUGAUUCUUUCGCGGAGCGGCUCCGUUCUUGGUGUCCAGACCUCGAAGAUUUGGUCCUCGAUCAAUGUAGCAUUGGGUUUUCUCGCAUUGAAUCCGACAAGCUGAAGAAUUUGGUUGUUCAGUAUUGUACAAAUGAACCUGCAGCUGCAGAUGUAUCUGUUAUCAGGGCUCCUCGUCUUGCUUCCCUGCGCCUGGACAAUCCUUAUCACAGAUAUGAAAAUGGGGUUUCGUUAUAUGUACGGAAUUCCCUUGAGAGGGCAUUUAUCUCUAUUGGCCCUGGUGAAUUCCCUCCAAGAAGUGAAGCCAGGCUUAUUGGCAGCCUAUGCGGUGUGACCAACUUAGAGUUGAAAGGUUUUCAGACGAUGGCAAUGCUGGAUAAGGAAUUUGAUAAAGUCUCAAUAUUUGGAAACAUGAGAACCUUGUGUCUUGACUCGUGUUUUUACAACCCCAGCAACUGUGAUUUACACAAAUUCAAGGCUGUUAUGAGAUUUCUGCAAAAAGCUCCUAAUCUAGAGAAGCUUACUUUGAAAAAUUUCCGGGUCUCACAAGUUGUUGAACCGGUGGAAUAUCCUAAGCUCGAAAACCUGAGAACCUUAUUCCUUAAUAAGUGCGAUUUACAUGAUAAUUUUGGGAUACUGCAGUACUGUUUGCGGAACUCUCCUAAUUUGGAACCUUUGCAAGCUCUCGGAUGGUUCCACGCGAGGGGAAGGAAAGGCCAGGUCAAAGAAGAUAUAUUCUCGAGUUAGUAACGUGGUGCGUUUCAAAUGUCUGAAGCUAAGUUCUACUGAAAUCAUGUGCGGCGAAGAUGAUGCCAAUAUUCGAGAACUGGUCAGGUUUUUGCUGGACAUGUAUGCACCAAAGAAUACUAUAACGUUCACCCAAUUAUGAAGAAGUGAAGAACCUAUCAGCCUGACUCUAGGCGGCCUAUGUUGAAGUUUCUACCUGUCAACUAUUUUCGGACGCAUUGUCUUCCGUAGAUAUAAGGCAACAAAUCUAUUUGACCUUCUCAAGAUCAGUUAAGGGUGUGGUUCAUGGUGUUGUGGUGCCUUGAUGGAAUAAUGUAGCCUAGAAUCCAGAAUAAGGGAAGAACGUAAACUAGUGAUCUCUUGAGCGAAAUGCUGUCUGCAAUGCGUUGUUGAUUCUGAUUAGCUCAGCUUGAGUUAUCCAUCGCCAUGUUUUGUUGUAGGCAUGAAUUCUUCGUUCUUGUAAAGUGCAGCCAUGUGUUGCGUAGCCUUGUGCUUCAGGGAUUAUUAUUGCUUGGCUACGUA
Molecule: messenger RNA, 1587 nt
Organism: Setaria italica (foxtail millet)
Lineage: Eukaryota; Viridiplantae; Streptophyta; Magnoliopsida; Poales; Poaceae
Exons: 5
Coding region: 1-1065 (354 amino acids)
Molecular function (GO): protein binding
Source: RefSeq, a predicted model, not a curated record